AUGGAGAAUCUUAACUUAGCCCUUGUUUCUUCCCCUAAACCUCUGCUUCUGGGACAUUCCUCCUCAAAAAACGUUUUCACAAGAAGAAAGCCUUUCGCUUUUGGGACUUUUCGCGUUUCUGCUAACUCUUCAUCCUCUCAUGUCACCGGGGCUGCUUCUAAAUCUCACCAAAAUCUAAAAUCUGUGCAGGGGAAGGUCACUGUGCAUACUUUUGCUAGCAUUUCUUCUUCAAAUAGUCAGGAAACAACAUCAGUUGGAGUUAGCCCCCAGUUAUCGCCGCCUCCACCUUCGAAUGUAGGGUCGCCACUCUUUUGGAUUGGUGUUGGUGUUGGGUUUUCUGCACUAUUUUCAGUGGUAGCUUCAAGAUUAAAGAAAUAUGCAAUGCAACAAGCUUUAAACACCAUGAUGGGCCAGAUGAAUACACAAAAUAAUAAUCCAUUUGACAGUGGUGCCUUUUCGCCUGGAUCUCCCUUCCCCUUUCCCAUGCCUUCAGCUUCAGGGCCCGCUACACCUGCUGGCUUUGCUGGUAAUCAAUCUCAAGCAACUUCUGCACGAACUGCCUCUCAAUCUACUGUCACAGUAGACAUACCUUCAACCAAAGUAGAAGCAGCAGCCUCGGCCCCAGACAUUAAUGUUAAAGAAGAAGUGGAAGUAAAGAAUGAACCAAAAAAAUCCGCUUUUGUAGAUGUGUCUCCAGAAGAAACUGUGCAAAAGAAUGCUUUUGAAAGAUUUAAAGAUGUUGAUGAAUCAAGUUCAUUCAAGGAAGCCCGUGCUCUAGCUGAAGCUUCUCAAAAUGGAGCUCCUUUUAACCAAGGUUUUGGCAAUUCACCCGGUUCUCUAUCUGCACAAAAAUCAGUCUUAUCGGUGGAUGCUUUAGAGAAAAUGAUGGAGGACCCAACAGUGCAGAAGAUGGUUUAUCCCUAUUUACCUGAGGAGAUGAGGAAGCCUUCUACCUUCAAAUGGAUGCUGCAGAAUCCUGAGUACCGUCAACGACUUGAAGAAAUGCUAAACAACAUGGGUGGAGGCACUGAAUGGGACAGUCGGAUGAUGGACACCUUAAAGAAUUUCGACCUUAAUAGUCCUGCUGUUAAACAACAAUUUGAUCAAAUUGGGCUUUCUCCCGAAGAAGUCAUUUCAAAGAUUAUGGCCAAUCCUGAUGUUGCGAUGGCAUUUCAAAAUCCUAGAGUUCAAGCAGCUAUCAUGGAUUGUUCACAGAAUCCAAUGAGUAUUGCUAAAUAUCAAAAUGAUAAGGAGGUCAUGGAUGUCUUCUAUAAAAUAUCAGAACUCUUCCCUGGAGUUUCAGGCCCCCCUUGA
This is a messenger RNA of Vicia faba (fava bean), 1314 nucleotides long. The record is from the annotation of a GenBank genome assembly. Lineage: Eukaryota; Viridiplantae; Streptophyta; Magnoliopsida; Fabales; Fabaceae.